Trichomycterus rosablanca is the source of this 2261-nucleotide messenger RNA. It is a transcript of the gene golga7, whose product is annotated as golgin A7. The coding region runs from base 37 to 471 and encodes 144 amino acids. Gene Ontology annotation, biological process: peptidyl-L-cysteine S-palmitoylation; Golgi to plasma membrane protein transport; protein targeting to membrane. The record is from RefSeq and is a predicted model, not a curated record. Gene Ontology annotation, cellular component: Golgi stack; palmitoyltransferase complex. The transcript is spliced from 6 exons. NCBI's taxonomy places the organism in Eukaryota, Metazoa, Chordata, Actinopteri, Siluriformes, Trichomycteridae.
GCCUAUCGGAGCAGAAGCGGAGGAGGACUCGGCAGGAUGGCGGAGACGCACAGCUUGCAGGAUCUGAGGCAGCAGGCCACCGUCGCCUCCAAAGUCUUUAUUCAGCGCGACUACACGUCAGGAACCAUCUGCAAGUUCCAGACCAAGUUCCCCUCCGAGCUGGAGACCCGGAUGGAUAAGCAGCAGUUCGAUGAGACGAUCCAGACCCUGAACAAUCUGUACGCCGAGGCCGAGAAGCUGGGGGGGAAGUCGUACCUGGAGGGCUGCCUCGCCUGUCUCACCGCCUACACCAUCUUCCUCUGCAUGGAGACGCACUACGAAAAGGUGCUGAAAAAGAUCGCCAAGUACAUUCAGGAGCAGAACGAGAAGAUCUACGCCCCUCUGGGUCUGCUCCUCACCGACCCCAUCGAGAGAGGGCUCCGGGUCGUGGAGAUGACCGUAUUUGAGGACAGAAGUAUCGGCUCCAGAUAAAACACACCGAAGGGCGACUCGGACUCCCCGGUCUCGGUCCUGCUGGAUUCAGAAGUUUCUGGACGCUGCUCGUCACGGCUCUGGUCCUGAAUUCAGACCCCUCGUCCUGGUUCUUCUUCAUUUCGCUCUCUGAAUGGUUCCUGCUCCGUUUCGAACGAAGCUCGUCCGGCAGAGAGCAGCGCUGGCUCGGUUCUCCACCCUUAAUGAGCUCCGAUUACUGUCUUAAUUCCUGAAAAUCCUUUUAACCUCAUGUUUUAUACUCGACUCUCUCUCUGAGAUGAUGAUGAUUUUUGUUGUUGUUGUUCUGUUAUCCUGUGUGUGUAAAUAACGGUGUUGAGUGAGGAACAGGAACGUGUACAGUGUUGCUACACGGCUGCAGUGUUCACUGAGAUUCUGAUUCACUUCUGAUCUUUAGGAAAUCUUCUUUUGUUUAUUUUGACGUCCUGGUCUGUCUGGCUGGCUGGGUUGAUUUGAAUCAUGCUAACGCUUAACCUAAUCAGCUAGUGGAAAGUUGGAAUGCAUAACAUCACUACCUACCUGCCUUUAUAGCCUUAAAGGAAAAUCAUUUUUUUGUUUGUUUUGUUUGGUCGUAAAUACAGUCGAAGAUUCUGAAACUGUUCUGAUCGAUAGUUGUAGGUGUGGAGUAUUUCGGUGGAUUCCGAUACGAACGUUGGCGUCAUUUUGUACCAUGUACGAUGAUUGGAAACUGUAUUAUAGAGCAGAGAAAGACCACGUGACUUUUUGUAUUGGUGAGUUUUGGUAGGUUAUUAGACUCUACACUUUUGCCUUUGCUAACGUAGACUAGGAUGUAGUUAAUUACAUGGCAUUACAGCUUUUUAAUAAAAGUUUGAGUAAUUAACGUACUUCUUAGCUACUGUAGGCAUAACUAGGACUAAAAGGCGAUCAUCUUAUUGGUCAGUAGCAAAAGAAAAAUCUACCUUAAGUUCUACUUGUUUCCGUUUAUGGUCAUUUAAUCAGAAUUCGAGCUGAAUCGCGUUAUAGACGUGCAGUUUUGGUGGAGUUUAGUGGCACCUGGUGGUGAAGCGCUGGAACUGCAUGUAUAAAAAUUUUACACUAAUUAUACAGUAUAAUAAAUUGCCGCUUUCUGUCAGAAUUUUAUUCGAUUGUCUGGCUUUUGUAAACAUAACUAAGACUAAAAUGCGAUCGUUUGAUUGGUCAGUGGCAAAAAUGUUUCCCAAGUUCCUCUGGUUCUCUGUUUAUGGUCAUUAUAUCAUAAUAUGAGCUGUAAAACAGAAUCGACGUGCAGUUUUGAUGGAGUUUAGUGACACCUGGUGGUGAAGCGCUGGAACUGCAUGUCUAACAGUGCCACGUUGAUUUGAGUUCGAUCCGAUUACCUGGCCCUAAUAUUGCAAUAUAUCAUGUGAUUGUGUAUCGACACGUACUUAGUGACCAACGCUGAUCAGAUGAUGGAUUAAUUGAUUUGAUUGGUGAUCAUGUUCAGAGUGUCGGAUUGAAAACACUAACGCCCCCCCUCCCAGUAAAGACAGACCUGAUUCUGAUCUCGGUGCAGCCGGACUGUAACUGUGUGUAUGUGUGUAAACCUAAUUGUAUUUAAUCCAGCUCUUCAAAUCAAUAAUGUGUUUAUUAAAUGAUUAUUAUGGCCUCCAUGUAUCGAAAGUGACGCCGGAAAUCCCUCAGAGCACGUGUAUCUUAUCCCGCUGAGCACGGCCGCCAUUUAUGUCUCUGUCGUAUCAGAAUGAACGAGCGUCUUAUCUUCGAUCUGUAUCACUUUAUUUAAAAUGUGUAUCGUAAUAAAAUCUUCUCCUUCA